Ornithodoros turicata is the source of this 5657-nucleotide messenger RNA. It is a transcript of the gene Usp32, whose product is annotated as ubiquitin carboxyl-terminal hydrolase 32-like. Gene Ontology annotation, molecular function: cysteine-type deubiquitinase activity; calcium ion binding. The record is from RefSeq and is a predicted model, not a curated record. Bases 115 to 4875 code for a protein of 1586 amino acids. Gene Ontology annotation, biological process: protein deubiquitination. NCBI's taxonomy places the organism in Eukaryota, Metazoa, Arthropoda, Arachnida, Ixodida, Argasidae. The transcript is spliced from 33 exons. Gene Ontology annotation, cellular component: Golgi apparatus.
AGUCAUGUGACCAACAAGCAUGGCUAGCGUUUCGGGCUGUAAAAGUGCGUUCCAUCGGAUUAACAUGUCUGUCUGAAACUCAGAUAUGGAACUUCAGUGAGUUGCGGAUGCGCUAUGGGUGCCAAGGAUUCCAAAUCCUGCUCCAUUAAUUGUGAAGAUGCAUAUCGAAGAGUGUCCGAGUCUGAACUUAGGCGACUUCGUGAUGCCUUCAAGCGUGCAUCUAACCUCAGUGGCAUCAUCACUCGCCAGGCCUUCAUCAAAGAAGUGCUUGGCGAGUUUGUUCCACUCAAGUUAGCAGAGCAUAUUUUUCAAGCAUGCGGUGGCACAAGCAAAGGAAUAACUUUUAAGGACCUUUUGUGCGGCUUAGUCUUACUCACACGAGGCAGCACGGAAGAAAAACUCCGAUUUAUAUUCAAUUUAUACGCAAAUGAGGCUGGCACGCACGUGUGUAAAAAUGACAUGAUCAAGCUGGUCUUGGCAUGUGAUGGUGGCUUCAUUCCCGAAGCUGUGGCAGAUUGCUUUCUUGAGAGCGAAAGGGUUCCAUUUGAAGACUUUGCGGCAUGGCUACUGCUACAUCCUGACGCGACAUCCCUCACACGGUGGCUCCUCAACGAGCCGUGCUCUGUAACGUUGUCGAAUGACUUGGAAACACCAACAUUCUACCAGACACUGGCUGGGGUAACUCACUUGGAAGAAACAGAUAUUAUAGAAUUAGAAAAACGGUACUGGAUGCUGAAAACACAGUCACGGACAGGAAGAUUCGACUUGGAAAUGCUCAUUCCACUUAUUUCGCCUCCAGUGCCAGUAACAUUAUGUAAAGGCAUUUUUAACGCUUUUGACGAGAACAGGGACAACCACAUAGAUUUCAAGGAAAUGGCUUGUGGUGUCUCAGCCUGCUGCAGAGGGCCCUUGGCAGAAAGGCAGAAAUUUUGUUUCAAAGUAUUUGACGAGGACAUGGACGGGGGACUUUCGAGGCAGGAAGUUUACAACAUGGUAGCCUCACUCAUGGCACUUCAACAGGAAGAAAGGAACUGUACUGAAGAGCCUUUUAAGAUCCUACAUCCACCAACGAAAGAAGCCAUCAGUGCACUGGUCAACGAAGUCUUUGAAAACCACGACACAAACAAGAAUGGGAUCAUAUCUCUCGAUGAGUACCUCGUAUGGACGGUGAGUCACAGCCUGGCCAACUGUCUACUUAAUCUCAUGUUCCAGGUGUGCCAUAUUGUUCUGGGACUGAGGCCAUCUACAAGGGAAGAAGAAGGUGAAAUAGUUAGGGGCUGGCUGUUGAGAGAGGAGAGGCGCGGCCUCAAGGUCGGCCAAGUUCUUCACCUGAUCUCGAUGGAUUGGUGGAAGUCGUGGAGCGAAUACAUCGAGUUUAGGCCGGGGUCCUCAGGCUUCUCGUCUACGUCUAACAGUGGCGUGAAACUCACGAGCAAGCUGCAGCGGAAAAUCGACUCGAGCGUGGCACGCUCCUCCAUGGACGAUGGCUGCGUUGUUCUCUCGAGCGUGACUAGCCUAUCGGCAGACUUGGAACCAGUGUUGCCUUUCGAUGCACAGAGCGGAGCGCCGCUGACCAAUGGCUGUCCCAGUGCUCCAGCUUCUCCGAAGUGCUCUCGCACUGCUGCGCUACAGGGCACAGAUGCACCUCGGCCGCCUUCGCUCACUCCAUCACCUAAUUUGGCAAGGAAAGUACCUCCUCCUUUCCCACAGAGACCUCCGUCCAUUGACAAUACAGGCCUUGUGAUGCCCACUGCCAUAAAGGCGACUGUCCUGACAGGGGAAGGCGGUCGUCUGCAUCGCAACGUUCCCCUAGUUCAGGGGCGGGACUUUGAAGUGGUCCCAGAAUCUGUGUGGCGGGCCCUCUAUCAGUGGUACGGUGGAUCGCCGGCAUUGCCCCGGCAGGUAGUGCAACCCCUUGGAGGUGGGAGUCCGGAGUUAGAGCUCUACCCCGUCUGUCUGAAACUAUUCCGACAUCACACGCCCGGCGUCAAUUCCCGUGUUCCGGCUACCAGCUGGACAACGGUUGUUGGAAGUGUUGCUUCAGCAUAUGUGGGCAGUAUGGCCGUCGGGCAGAUCAACACGACCCCAAAGCGUUAUUUGGCCUACCUGGCAACGUUCAGCCGAACUUCUAGUCUACGCCAGGUGUUUGACUUCCUCUGCGCACGGUUGAGGUUGAGGUCAGAUGAUACAAGGCUGUGGCAGAUGAGGGAUGAGACUAACCUGGUGCUCUUGGAAGAGGAACCCUUAACUCUCGAACAGUUGGGCAUUGAAGAUGGAGAACAGAUUUUAAUUGAAGUGAGGAACAAAGAUCAAACAUGGCCCGAAGAAAUGUCCUGUAUUAUAAAUGCUAGGCUAGACCAGAAAAACCAAGGCCCAACCGAAAAAGGUGCCACUGGGCUGAACAACUUGGGUAACACAUGCUUCAUGAAUGCUGCUGUACAGUGUGUUAGCAAUACCAGGCCCCUGACUCAGUAUUUCAUCAACCAGAAGCACUUGUACGAGCUUAAUCGAUCAAAUCCUCUGGGUAUGAAAGGCCACAUAGCCAAGCGAUACGGAGACCUAGUGCACGACCUUUGGAGCGGGACCUCCAAGACUGUCGCACCACUAAAGCUUAGGUGGACAAUAGGGAAGUAUGCACCGAGGUUCAACGGCUUCCAGCAGCACGACUCCCAGGAGUUGCUGGCAUUCCUGCUGGAUGGGUUACACGAGGACCUGAACAGGGUACAAGAUAAGCCUUACAUAGAGCUGAAGGACAGUGCCGGUCGGCCCGACAACGAGGUAGCCUGGGAGGCCUGGGAGAACCACGUGAGGCGCAACAAAUCUGUGGUGGUGGACUUAUUCCACGGGCAGCUCCAGUCCACUGUCACUUGCAUGGUGUGCGGAAACACCAGCGUGCGCUUCGAUCCUUUCAACUUCCUGUCCCUGCCUCUCCCCAUGGAAAGCUGCGUUCAUGUUGAAGUUGUGGUUGUUAGACUGGACGGAUCUGUACCUGUCAGGUACGGUCUUCAGCUAAACCCUGAGGAACGGUACGCAGCUGUUAAGGUCCAGGUGUCGGCUCUUUGUGGUCUGGGGACCCACCAACUCAUGCUGACUGAGGUUGUGGGGGCCGUCAUCAAACUGCUGCUGCCGGACGACCGUAGACUACAAGCCACAUCUCCAAUCGGAGCCCUUUUUGCGUACGAAGUGCUUCCAGACUCCCUGGCAUCUUGUUCAGACGAAGACUCGCUGGUUGUUAGCCACAGGGAACCUCAAACCCUUACGCAAAUACAAAGGAUGGUCAUAACGAACUCUAGCGGUGCCGGUGUAAAGCUGCAGCCAUUGGCCAAUGGAAGCGUGCCAACAGGAGACGUGGGACCAAGCCUCGGGGACGCCAAUGGUGACUUAACUGGCCAGGGUCCUGGCAGUGAGGGUGUCCCAGAACGGCCAGAUACACCGGGAUCUACGUCAUCGGGAAGUGCAGCUGCAUCAGGGUCCUGGAGUGCACCGUACAUGGACUCUGGCAUGACGACGAGUCUUACCAGCAACUCAUCAGCUGCAGACCUCUCCGAGCUGGCUCGGAGAAACUUUGUCAUUGCUUACCACCGCAAAAUGAUGCGUCAGGAUGUGUACUUCCUAUCCUCUCAGAAGACAAGGCCUACCCUUUUUGGCCUGCCAUUAUUGCUUCCAUGUCACGAUGGCACAAGCAAACAGGACCUCUACCGAAUGGUGUGGACACAAGUUGCACGACUUGUGUCACCCUUGCCUCCUUCUGAAGCAACUGUUCCCAAUCACGCUCAAGAUUGUGAUGAUAGCUUGGGGUAUGAGUACCCGUUCACACUGAAGGCAGUACAGAAGGAUGGCUUGAUGUGCUCCUGGUGCCCCUGGUACAAGUUUUGCAGGGGUUGCAAGAUCGAUUGCAAUGACGCAGACUUCAGCUUCAGCUCCCUUUACCUUUCAAUCGACUGGGAUCCCACAGCUCUGCACCUGAGGUACCAGGCAUCCCAAGAAAGAGUGUACGUGGAUCACCCCAGCGUGGAAAGAACGCGUCAACAGAAAGCAGAGCCCAUCAGCGUGCAUGAUUGUUUGGAGGCGUUCACGAAAGAGGAGCACUUGGGAGAGGAUGAAAAAUACUACUGCUCACACUGCAAGCAGCAUCAGUUAGCUUCGAAGAAAUUGCAAAUCUACCGCCUGCCUCCCAUAAUGAUCAUUCACCUAAAACGUUUCCAGCUGCUCAACGGCAAGUGGGUGAAGUCGCAGAAAAUAGUGAGGUUCCCCUUCGUAGAUUUCGAUCCCACGGAUUACUUGUCGCCAGUUCCCCGAAAGGCAGCCAUGAGUUUCAAGUGCCAACAGAGGUUAUGUAGACACCAGCAGGGUUUACCAGCAACAGUGCAAUCCACGGCUGGGAGGAAGCAAGCCAGUAGGUGUCCUACGAAAAAUGGCAAUUCUAGUCAGUACACGCAGAACCAUCCUUGUGUACCAUCGAGCCAGUCACCCUCAGUUCAACCAGUCACUAAUGGGGAUGUGUAUCAUGACUGGGAUGGAGGCGUCGAUACAAUACAGGACCACCACCAGCACCGCCUUCAUCCUGGUUACCACCCCUUGGACCUCAAGUACCAGAUGUAUGCUCUGGCGUGUCAUUCUGGUAUACUCGGAGGAGGUCAUUACGUUUCGUAUGCUUGCAAUCCUAACAACAGGUGGUACUGCUACAAUGACAGCAGCUGCAAGGAAGUGAAGGUAGACCAGAUUGACUCAGAUUCAGCGUACAUGCUUUUCUACGAACGCGAAGGCAUAGACUACGAGGCCUACAUGCCAGACACAGAGGGCAAAGUGCCAGACGCCAGAGACAUUGAUGACGAGUUUGAAAACGACUUUCGAAAGAUGUGCAUUCUUCAGUAGGUGUUUUAAAGAUAGAUUUUGUGCUGAAAACACAGUGGAACGACCGUAGCAUGGCCGUGCUUCUUGCGUAAUGUUGCCCGUAGGAAAGCUGUGCGUGCCCGGCCUGCUCUUCUCAUCUUUGUGAAUUGCGAGAUGCGAGGGAAGAUGCACGGCAGACGUUAAAGUGACCUUAACCCGUUCUGUUCGCUGGAAGAACACCUCUCGUGCAUGAAGUAACUAGCUUAGUCAACUGUUACGGAUAACGUGAUUGUGUGCGUGAUCUUGCUUGUCUUAAGUGUAGUACGUCAAGUACCUCUGAAAGCAUCUUCUGCGUUUUUUUUUUUUUUUUUUCUCUCUCUGCUCAUAUGUGAUAUUCUUAGGUACCUUGACGUUGGUGAAUGAGUACACAGAUAUUUGGUAGCUUAUAAGAAAUCAUUUAUUUGAUUCGUUUUGUCGUGGGUGCCCGAGCAGAGCACCUCGGAAGAUAGCCGCUAAAUGCAGGCAAUAAGUGGUGUCGCGAUGCUUUUUCUACAUUAUACUAUUAGUAGGUAACUUUCUAAUCAAAAGGCAAAUAUGUGUGAAGCGUACUUGUUUUGUAUAUUUGAAGCUAGAGUGAAAAUGUAUAGCCGUGAGAUGAACCAAAGGUUUAUGAUAUUUGUAAAUAUAAUAUAUCUGACUAAGAGUGCUUCAGUGGUAUGUAAAAUGCUGAAAUGGUACCAGCGUAGACAAUUUGUGAGAGAAAAUGUGAAUAUAUACAUACAUAUAUAUAUAUAUAUAGAACUGCAUAAAGGAUACUCGUUACA